This is a messenger RNA of Scomber scombrus (Atlantic mackerel), 13006 nucleotides long. It is a transcript of the gene akap9, whose product is annotated as A kinase (PRKA) anchor protein 9. The coding region runs from base 149 to 12541 and encodes 4130 amino acids. Lineage: Eukaryota; Metazoa; Chordata; Actinopteri; Scombriformes; Scombridae. The record is from RefSeq and is a predicted model, not a curated record. Gene Ontology annotation, biological process: signal transduction. Gene Ontology annotation, molecular function: molecular adaptor activity. The transcript has 54 exons.
ACAGCUCCUAGUAAAUGCGAGUGGGAAGUCUGGCAGUGAGCUGGAAAGCCCAGACAGGAUAUAUUUAACCGAUAGCUGUUUAGAUUCUCCUCACUGACAUCUCGUAUGAAGCAUUUUCCCUCCUGUUACAGCCACAGAGACCGCAGUGAUGGAAGACGAGCAGAGGCAGAAAAAGCUGGAGGCCGGCAAAGCAAAGUUGGCUGAGUACCGCCAGAGAAAAGCUCACGCGGACUCCCAGAAGAAACAGAAAAAGAAGAAGAAAAAGAAGCCAGGGGAGGACUCGGAGGGCGAUUCGAAAGAAAGGGUGGACGUCCAGCCUGAUCAGCCUGUGGGAGGAGAGGAGGUCUCUGUCGGAGGAAGAGAUGGAUCACAAGGAGGAAAUAAAGACCCACCCACCACAGAGUUCACCUUCGCAAGGACGCUACGGAGCGGAGAGACAGUCAAGCAUGAUCAGACCUACACCAUAGAGCCAGAGAGUGAAGUGUCCACUACUGCUGAAGAUUAUUCCUCUGAGGUAAAUGGGUGCCAUGAGAUGACAGAGACCCUAAUGAUGUCUUCGAAGGAUUUUAUCUGGGAGGAGGUGGAGCCUCUUAAACAGGUGACAAAGGGAGGCACAAUGCAGGAUAUGGAGGAUGCGCUAGCUGCAAAGACGCAAGCAGUGGAGGAGCUAAGUCGAGAGCUUGAGGAAAUCAGGGCUGCUUUCGGCACAGAGGGAGUACAGCAGCUGCAAGACUUUGAGGCUGCUCUAAAGCAACGAGACGGCAUCAUCACCCAGCUCACAGCUAAUCUUCAGCAGGCUCGUAAAGAGAAAGAUGAGAUCAUGAAAGAAUUCCUGGAGCUGACAGAGCAAAGUCAGAAACUACAAAUUCAGUUCCAGCAGCUGCAGGCAGGCGAGACGUUAAGGAACACCAGUCACAGCAGCACAGCAUCUGAUCUUCUACAGGCCAGGCAGCAGCUUAUGCAGUACCAACAGCUGCAGGAGGAAAUGAACAAUGAGGUCAGAAAGAACCAGGAGAGGAGCAGUGAGCAGCUGGAGCACAUCAACCAGAUCCAGCACAAGCUCAGUGAGAUGGAGAUGUCUGGGAAAAAAUCAGAGGAAUCAUUUACCCAAAGGAUAAACGAGAAGGACCUGCUGAUUACUGAACAAGAAAAAGUUAUUUUGAGUCAGAAGCAGUCCCUGACAGAACUGAGAACAACAGAGGCGUCUUUUGCACAAACACUGAAAGAGAAAAAUCAGAUAAUUUCAGAGCAAACUGCAAUAAUCACAGAACACGAGCGGUCAUUGACCCUGUUCAGAGAUGAACUCGCUCAUGUGGGAAAGACUACAGAUGAGAAUAUUAUAGAACAGCCAGAUGACAAAAACCUGAUUGUAGUGGAGCUGGAGAGAGCCAUUUCAGAACGCAACAGCUCUAUAACCCAGCUUGAGGAUGAGUUACAGUCCUCUGAAAAACGGCUGCAUGACCUCCAGCAGCGAGUGGCUGCAAAAGAAUUCGAGCUUGAAAGAUGCCUGGAUGAGUUGGAAAGCACUAAGAGUAACUUGGAAAGCUGUAAAAGUGAAAUGGAGAGUUGUAAAUUAGAACUGGAGAAAGGCCGGACAGAGUUAGAAAGCUGCAAAGAUGAACUCGCAACCUCCCGACAGAAGGAGCGAAUGUCAUCCAAUGAAAUCAUGCAGCUCAUGGGCACAGUAGAGGACCUGCAGAAGCGCUAUCACCAGGGCAGCCUGUCUGAGAGUGACACCAUACAAAAAAUGCAGGAAGACACUGUGAGGAAGCUUGAAGUUCUCAGGGCAGAGCUGGAUGAGAUGUACGGCCAGCAAAUAGUCCAAAUGAAGCACGAGCUUAAUUUGCAUCAUGCCUCGAAAGUGGAGCAAAUGACUGAGCAACAUCGUGCUGAGCUUGAGCUUUUUAAAGCACAAAGCUCCACUGUUAGUGCUGCUGAGGUGGACACUCUCAAUGCUAAGAUUAGACAGCUUCAAGGGACAUUAGAGCAAUCCCAAGCAAUGCACAAUGAAGCCAGACACAAGCUAACUCAAGCCACCCAAGAAAAGGUCAACCUACAGACGAAGGUUGAGGAUCUUGUGCAAGAUCUCCGUUCUGCUAAAGAAAAAGUGGAGCUGGUCUCCAACAGUCUUAUCUCUCAGGAAAGCCAACAAGGUGAACUACAGUGCCUUCAGGAGACCAUUGACAGUCUGAAGUGCCAACUGGCUGCUGGUCAGGAAGCUGCACUAGAGGAAGAGACAAAACACGAAUCAGAAGUAACCAAUUACAAGAUCAAGUUGGAGAUGCUAGAGAGGGAGAAGGAUGCUGUGCUUGACCGCAUGGCGGAGUCACAGGAAGCAGAGCUGGAACGACUGAGGACUCAGCUUCUGUUUAGCCACGAGGAAGAGCUCACACAUCUUAGAGAGGAACUGCAGAGGGAGAGUUUCCUAAACACAGAAAACCUUCUCAAUGAAGCUGCUGUCAAACAUGAGAGAGCUUUUGAUGAGCGACGCAUUCAUUAUGAAGAGGAGCUGCACUUGUUACGAAAAGAGAAGUCAAGUUUUGACACAGAGCGAGAUGAUUUUUUGCACCAAAUUCUUGGCCUGAAAGAAGAUCUAAAGCUAGCUUUGCAAAGCUCGAAAGCGGAUGAGCUUGUCCAGCAGCUUCAAGAACUUCAGGUGGAGCUUGAGGAACUGAGAAGGCGAGGAGAACAACGGGCUGGAAUGGAAAACGAAAUACAGACAUUACUAAAAAAGACAGAGGUGCUUGAAAACCAGGCAAUAGAGAAAGAACAAAGUUGGGAGAAAAAAUGGAAAGAUCAGGAACGAGAAAAGGAGAUGCUGAAAGAAUCUAAUAACACUUUGAAAGAGGAGUUGGAUUCAAAAAUUAUGAAAAUCGAGACACUCACAGCAGAGAAAAAUCAAAUAAAGCAACAAGUGGCUGAGCUUAGUGAGGAAAUUGAAAAGCAGAGGACUACGUUCUCUUUUGCUGAAAAGAAUUUCGAAGUAAACUAUCAGGAGCUGAAGGAGGAAUACACGUGUCUCAUUGAGGCAAAGACACGGUUAGAGGAAAGGACAUUGAAGGAGACACUUGAGUUUGAGGCGAAACUUGCCAGCCUUCAGUCACAGAUUCAGGAGCUGGAGGAGAGCAGCAGAGAUAUCAAAAUGGAGGAAAUGCAUACAGAUAGUAAAGCUGUGGUAGAAAAAGAUACUACUGAGCUAAUGGAGAAGCUUAAUGUUACAUUGAGUGAGAAAGAAAGCCUGGCUGGGAGGCUUUGUGAAGUUACAGAGCAACUGAUGGUUACAGAGAGCAAAGUGGGACGGCUGGAAGAAGACGUAAUGAGAGUAAGACAAGAAAACACGAAGGUCAUCGCCCAGAAUGAAAGCCUGGGGAAAGAACUGAAAAAGAAGGAAGAGAUUAUAAGAAAGCAGACGAGAGGGCAGGAUGCCCAGAGAAAAGCUAAGCUCGAGCAAGGAGAGCAAGCUGUUGAGUCAGUUGCCUCAGUUUGUUCUUUUGAGGAUCAUCACCUUCAGAUUCAAUCUCUGCAAGGGGAAAUACAGGCUCUUCAGUCCCUCUUAAAGGCAGCCGAAACUGAGAGAGACAGCAUCCAGCAGACUGUGGAGCUCCAAAGGCUUUCGCACACUCCAUCUCCAGCAGCAGCAGUCCAGUCCUCAGGGGAGGUACCUGUUGAAGGACGAUCCUCCCCGCACAAGUCCACAGCCUCAGGGUCAAGUAGGCGCAAGAGACGACAGAGGUCGAAGCAGGAGCACAAAUUGGGCACCGCUCUCCCAGACAGCAAAGAAGAAAGACAGAGGGAGGAGGAAGAGGAGGCAGCGGUGGAGGAAGAGAGAGCUACAAGUGCCGCAGAGCAGGAGAUGCAGCCUCAGAUGGAGAGACAGGUUAUGUCAUGUUCACAAGAGAGGGCCGGUAAGGAGGACUCCACUGACGAGUACCAGGGAGACGAAGCGAGAGACGACAUCAACAAGCAGGUGAGCAGACAUGGGACGGGCCGCCACACGGAGCCUGUCGUGUGUGGGGGAGCAGAAGAAGAGGGAGCCACUACUGAGCAUGGUGAGUGCAGGCUGCAGAUGGAGGCGCAGCGCAUCAGCCUGUCUCAGAUCCACGCUGCCCAGCUGGAGCUUCUGCAGGAGGAGACAGACACUUGCGCACACACUCUUGAAUUGAAACAGCAGAACGUGAAAGAUCACUGUGACCAGGAUGAGCCAAAAAUCUCCAGAUACCAGAACAUGUUACAAGCUGUGUCACAAGAAUGCAGUGCAAUCAUUCAGUCUUUUCGAAAGAUAUUUGGUGAGGAGUUUUUGGAGCAUCUUGAUGUGGAUGUCCGACCGCCCACUUCAGUGGAAAGACCAGAAACUAGUGAAACCACCUCCACUGUACUGGAGGCCAAAGUGCUCUACAGAGAUCUUCAGCAGAUGAAGGAGAAGAUUGAACAGGAACAUCAUAGACUGUCACAGCUCCAGGAUGUGCUGAGAGCUGAUGGGAACAAGAUGAUCGAAUUGCAGACAGCAUUUGAUGAACUGAGGAGCAGCAGUGAGAAGGAGAUCUCUGAGCUGCGUGUGCAGGUUGCCAGCUUAAGUCUCUCAAGCAAAGAUCCAGAGAAGCGGGGCGCUGCACCGUCUACCUCCCCUUCCAAGGAAUUACAGAUGCUGAGGGCCGAGGCGCAGGAGAAGCAGCUACAGCUAGAAGAGAGUCACAGACAAGAAAUCGAGCAUCUCAGAGCCCACUACCAGCAGCAGGCCACAGAAACCGAGGAACGAUACGCUACUGAGCUAUUCAUGCUGCAGCAGCGACUGCAGGAGGUCACAGACAUUCAGACCCACUACAGCCUGGCCAGUGUUCCAGAGUCCAGCACAGAGAAGAAUGAGGAGCUCAGCGAGGAACUAAAGGAUCUCGAUGUGGAGGAGUUGUCAGAGGGAGGUGUUGAGUUGAACUGGCCCCCCAGGUCUUCAGGCCUGACAGCACAGCUGCAGGUACUGAGGAAAGCGCUCUACCACAAGUAUGUCCAAGAAGUAGCUGCUCUCAAAGAGCAGCACAGCAGCGAGCUGAGGAGACUGAGAGAAGAAAAGGAACAGGAGAGGAAAAGAGAGGAUCGUGGGGAAGAGAAAGAGACUGGUAUCAACGGAGCUGGAAGCUCCUUUGACAGCUCCGACGUUACUGGGCAGUUUGUGUUGGAAGAGAAACAGCACUGGGAGAGGGUGGAGGAGGAAGUUGCCAAGGCCAUAGUUCAGAUGUCAGUGGAGUUUGCGCAGCAGACUGAGCUGGCUCGACUCAACAAGCGUGCUGGCCAGACAAACACCUCCAUGCAGACCAGGUCAGAUGAAGAGGAGGUGGAGGAGAGGAAGAACGAGGAGCAGACUCCCAGAGUUUCUCCCACCAUGGGCGCCUGGCUGAAGGAGGUUGAGAGGGAGCGACUGGAGAGGGAGCUGGAGGAGAGGAAUGCAGAGAUCCAAAAGCUAAAGGAGAAGCUGCUGAAAAAUGAAUCAGGACCUGAGCGGGCCUUAAAGAAGAGAGAAGACGGCCAAGAAAAAGAUGAGGAUGAGGAAGAUCGAAGGGGGGCGGGAAUAAAGCAGACUGGUGUACACAGAUUGUCAGCGAAGGAUGAUGAAGAUUCAUCUGAUAAGGACACUGAAAGAAACCUCUUGCGUAUGGCCAACGAGAAGCUUAGUCAAGUGCUGGUUGACGUCCUGAAGACUACGGCAGCAGCGGAGGAAACCAUUGGCCUCCACAUGCAGAGUCUGCGUGACGCGUGCAGUGGAGGUCAGCAGGCUGCUCCGCCCCCCUCCACCACACAGAGAGAAACAUGGCAACCUGUCAGAUCUUAUACUGCAGGUCACUCUGCAGAAAGUUGCCAGGGCAGCGAGACUGGUGCAGAUGAUGUAAGCACGUGGUCAGGGGAGACGGAUGCUGACGAGGGCCUGGAGGUGUCCCAGCAGCUGAUGGACAGCCUGCUGCAAGGGGCAGGGACACAGUUAGAGAACGAGGAAUAUCUGAUGGGCAUCAGCAGACGACUCCAGACGGCUUUGGAGAAGAUGUUGAUGGCUAUCACCGACACCACCAACAAGCUCGAACAUGCCCGGAUGACCCACACUGAGCUGAUGCGGGAGUCCUUCCGCCACAAUCAGGAGAUGACUGAGCUGCUGCAGAAGCAGGAGGAGCUGCAGGAGAGGUUGUCUGAGGAGGCAAGGGCACGCGAGCAGCUGGCUCUGGAACUCCACCGAGCUGAGGGUCUGAUUGACGGCUACACUGGCGAACGGGCAGCACUAGAGGAGCAGUUGCGUCAGAAGGAAGAGCUCCAGCUGAGCCUAGAGCAAGAGCUGCAGGUUACAGGUAGCCGGCUGCACGAGUUGGAGCAGGAGAGGCUUCAGAUGCAGGAGGAGCGUGAGCUGCUGUCAAGGCAACAGGACGCCAUGAGGGAGCAUGCUGGGCCCCGUGAGCUUCGCCUAGUUGAAGCUGCAAUGGUUGCAGCACCUGAAGCAGACCUGCUGGAGGAGACGGAGAAACUGAUGAAAGAGAAGGUGGAGGUCCAGCGUCAGGCGGAGAAGGAGAACGCCGACCUCCUGAAGCAGGUGAAACUGCUGGAGGCGGAGCUGGAGGAGCAGGUCAACAGGGUGAUCGAGCUGGAGCACGCUCAGAGGACGGAGAACGGAGACCUCCAGCAGCAGAUUCAAGCUCUGGAGAAACAGCUGGAUAAGAACAGGAGGUUCCUUGAUGAACAAGCUGUGGACCGAGAACACGAGAGGGAUUUCUUCCAGCAGGAGAUCCAGAAACUGGAGGAGCAGCUGAAGAAUCCACAGAAGUUUCAGGCUGUCUCUGAGCAAAAAAACAAAGAGGUGGACCAGCUGACCUCCCAGCUGAAAGAGAAGGCGGAUUGGUGCAGUGAGCUGCUGCUCAGCUCAGAGCAGCUGCGUCGUGAGUUGGGAGAGCGCGACGAAGAGAUUGACAAGCUGGAGAGCCGCAUCCGCGAACUGGAGCAGGCCCUGCUGGCCAGUGCUGAGUCCCUGGAGAAGGUUGAACAAAAGAAGCAGAAUGAAUCCAUCACCGAGGCAAAACACUCCACACUGGAGGCUCAGUUACAAACAGAGCGAGAAGCUUUGGAGCGGAAAGAGAAGGAGAUCUGUAACCUGGAGGAGCAACUGGAGCAGUUCAGAGAGGAGCUGGAGAACAAGAGUGAGGAGGUGCAGCAGCUUCACAUGCAGCUGGAGAUCCAGAGGAAGGAGAUCAGCAGCCAGCAGCAAUACCUAGAAACAAGGGAUAGCAUGCUCCAGGAAAUUGAUGAGCGGGAUGAGCUUAUAAAAGACCAUGAGUCCCAGGUGGAGUGCCUGCGGAGCGAACAAGAGCGCUUAAAGAGGAAUAACGAGGAGGAACUCGACCAGCUGAAUGCUGUCAUAGACAAACUUCAGCAAGAACUGGCCAAUAUUGAGCAGAAACAGACUACAGAGGAAGAUGAGGACACCCAGGCUGAGCCAGAGAGUGGAGUGUGGGGGCCGAGUAAAGAGGAAUACGAUGAGAUGAAGCAGAGAAUGGACAUGGCUGCCAAAGAGCUUGAUACACUCAAAACAGAGCACAGUAAGCUGUUGGAGACAUACAUGCACUUGAAGGAAAGUGCACAAGCUUUAGCCCAAACAGAAAAACUGGAGAGCCCAGAGGAUGAGCUCGAAGAAGCUCUUAGGGAGAAAACUGCUGGCCUUGUUGUCAUGCAGGCCCAAGUACAAGCUCUAGAGCAAAGUGCAACAUCCAGAGUGGAAGAGCUAGGUCUCCGCAUCCGGGAUCUUGAGAACUUGGUGGGUGAAAAGGACUCUGAGUUAAGCCGCUGUCGCCUCGUUGUGGAGCAAGCUCGGAGCGAUGCAGAUCGUCUCCAACAGAAGGUCUCUAAUCUGGAGGAAAAUCUGAGGGAGAAAAUGGCUACAGUGCUCGUCAGUCAAGCCACACUGGAGGCUUUCCAGCAGCAGCAGCAGCAGCAGCAAUCCGGGAUAUCCAAAGAGCACCAGGCGCUGCAGAGACAUGUGGAGCCACAAGCACAUGACUUAGGUGACUUUGGUAUUCCCCAAAUGGAUUUCAGUGGGCUAGCUCAACUGAAACAAGUUCCUACAGGGAAGGUGGUUCAUCUGACCCAGAAGCUUCAUGAGCUGGAGGUGGGUCUCAGUGGGAUGCAGAAAGACCAGGAGCUCCAGAAGCAGCUGCUGUCCAGCUCUGAGGAGGAGGUGCUGGAGUACGAGAGGAGGCUGUCGGUACUCAUGGAUCUGCUCAAUCAGAUGAAGGCCAGGACACACCAGAAGACAUCACCAGCUGUGAAGGCCCACUCUGCUGCUGACCAACCAACAGAGUCGGAGCUUCUUCAGGAAUUGCAGGAAGUCAGAGACGAGGCGGCGGCCACCAAAGAGCAGCUCAACAACUACAAGGAGGGCUGCAGCAAAUUACAGGAAGAGCUCACGGAAAAAACUGAAACACUAGAGAGACUCCAGGACCAGCUUCAAAGGGAAUCAUCUGGAGGUGAUGAAGAGGCAAAGGUAUCCAAGCUUCAAAGGGAACUCACAUCAGCUCAAAAUGAAGCUAGUGCUACCAAAGAAGAGCUGAACAGCUGCAAGGAGGGUCUAGAGAAGCUACAGGAGCUGCUGCAGGAGCGAGAAAUGACCAUCGCUCACCUUAAAGGAGAACUUUUCCAAGUAAAAGCUGAUCAGGACAGAGCCAACAUGACGGAGCUACUCAAAGAGCUCCAGGAGGUCAGAAACGAUGCGGAUUCCAGCAAAGAAGAACUCAACAGUUACAGGCAGAAUAAUGAGAAACUUCAGGAGGACAUCCAAGUCCGCGAAGUUUCUAUUUCUAAACUCAAAGAGGACCUCCAGGAGGUCAAAAAGAAUGUGGGUACCACCAAAGAAGAACUGAACGGCUUCAGGCAGCAUAACGAGAAACUACAGGAGGAACUCAAUGUCCGUGAACUCUCCAUUUCAAAGCUCAAAGAGGAGCUCCAGGAGGUACGAGCAGCCCUGAUGAAGACAGCAGACUCCUCUCCUCAAUCUCCGUCUCCAUCUCUGUCUCCUCAGCCUGUUUCCUCUACUUCUUCCUCCUCCACCGCCCAGCCCAAAAGGAAAGGAGGCAAACAGCCAGCUGGUAAGGGAAGCAGUGCCAAAGAUAAACCAUCUCUCUCAAGGAAAAACUCCAACGCCACUUCCAGCCAGUCCUCCAACAAAUCUCACAGCACUCGGCUUAACAGCAGCUCCGAGCAGCAACAUGUGGCUGUGACGGACUCAUUCACACAGACCGAAGCUCUCCAAAUGGCUGACAGCGAGUCUCCUUCAGCUGACAACAAAGAGGAGAUGGAGGAGGUGAUUGGAGAGUUCCAGGAGAAGAUUGUACAAAUGCAGGAGCUCCAUGCAGCAGAAAUCUUGGACAUGGAGGCCCGGCAUAUUUCAGAGAGCGACACCCUGCGCAGGGACACACAGGCUCUGGAGGACGAGUGUAAAGCCCUAAAGGCUGUCAUUGAGAAGCUGCGCUUGACUGAGGUCCCCUCAUCAAGACAAGACCGUCCUGCAUCACAGUUCAAAGAUGGCUACACCAGUGACAGCAGCUCAGACUACAGCCAGCGGACCGGAUAUGACCUCCCGAGUUUGCAUCAGGAGUUCAGGACAACUCCAGAGGGCGCCAGGAGAGAGACUGAUGAUCCACUACCUGAUCGAAUCAAGACGUUGCUCCGUGAGGUGCACCAGGAGGGCAUGCAGGUUCUCUCUCUGUCAGAGUUUCCUCUUCCUGAAGGCGAGCCAAGCAGCCAGUUCAACGUCCAAGGCUGGGUGAAGGAAAGAGAUGCCUUGCUGGCAACAAUUGCAUCUCUCAAAGACCUCAUCACCCAGAUUCAGACACACAGGGGAACACAGACUUCAGGCAAUGCAGACUGGCAUGGGCAGCUCCUCGAUGCAGUGCAGAAGGUAUUUAUGAGGGAGCGCAGCGUGCUGAAGAAUGCCCUCUAUAGCCAGUUAGACCUGCUAGACACCAGUGACGCCAUCAUCCACCUCAAUCAGCUGGAGCGCAGACUGGCUGAACAGGAUGCCCAGCACAGAGAGGCGAUGGGUUCUCUCCACUUUGCAGACAGGUCCAGUCUCAUGUCUGAGAUUCAUCAACUGCGUGGUCAACUGGAGCAACUUCAUCAAGGUGCCCAGUCUGCCGUGUCACUGGCUGGUGAGCGUAGCGUGAAGGAGCAGAGGGAGGGUGGAGGAGCUGAUGGAGCAGCAGAGGCAGACAGGCUCCUGGUGGAGGAGCUGAAGGCUGAACUGUCCCAAACUAAACUGGAGCUGGAGACAACGCUCAAGUCUCAGCACAAACACCUCAAAGAGCUGGACACACUCAGGGCAGAGGUAUCGCAGAAGGCUGCACAGGUGGAUGCACUGAAUGACCAGCUGUCAGAGGAGAGAAAGAAAAGCCGGGAUCUUCAGUGGGCCAUGGAGAAGGAAAAGUGUAGAACUGAAAGGAACCAGGACAGUAAGCGAGAAGAAGUGGAGGACCUGCACCUCACUCUGGAGGAACAGAAAAGAUGCGUGAGCCAGCUGACCUCGGCCUUGGAGCUGGAACGCCAGACCUCUUUUCAGUUUUCCCAGCAGGCUGAGCAGGAAGCCCUGAGCUUUAACAGACGCCUCCAAGAGCUCCAGGUCCAGUUGGAGACGGAGCGUGCAAAGGCCCAGGAGAUGAGCACUACCUUGGGGAGGGAGAGGGAGCUGCGGAGAAGGGUCUCCUCAGACAGUGGUCCCUCUAAUGAGCAGCGAGAAGAGGAGGACCAGAGGGGACUCAUGGAGGAAGGGAACCUUCUGGAAAGACUUCAAAGAGAGCUGGAUGACAAGCAUGCACAGGUGGUGCAUCUCCUCAGUCAGGUGGAGGCCCAGAAGCUUGAGGUGGUAAGAAAAGAGGAGGAGCUGACUUUGACGGGUCAGAGUUCAAGACGAGACCAAGAGGCACUGCUGGAGACUCGUGCCAAGCUGGAGAACCUGGAAGCACAAAUGUCAGAAACCCAGGAGCAGCUGGAGAGAGAACUGGAGAGGAGGAAGAGCCUAGAGGAGGAGAAGGAGAGGCUGGAGGAGAAGUUGGCCCGACUAGGAGAGCACAGAGAAGGAGAGAGUGAAGGGAGUGGACUUGUGCAGGGUGACGGCCGAAAUCAGGCCGUGUGUCAGAGUGAGUCCACCAACCGCACUAAAGACUGGGUGUUCCAGCAGAAGAGUUCCAGCUCCGGCACGUCUCCCCACCCAGAGGUCAGUUCGACAGGUCACGGCAGCGGACUGCACCAUGGUCCUUGGCGCACAGUCGACAAGAUCCUCGGCAAACUCCACCUUGUUUCCUCAAAGAUCCGCAGCAUGGCCAGCAAGAAUACUGGCAGGCUGACUGCAGAGAUCGACAGUGAAGAGUUAUCAUUGGUCCAGUCCACUGUUGAUGAGGUCAUCACUUUACUGCAACAGUCCCCAGGUCUACCCUCUGUCCCUGAGAGCACGUCCUUGCUGGCAGGAGGCUCCUCCAGCUCCUCCAACUCCCUGACGGAGCGGCUGCUCAGGCAGAAUGUCGAGCUGACAGGUUUUGUCAGCCGCCUGACAGAAGAGAAGAAUGACUUGAGAAACCACACACUCCGCCUGGAAGAGGAGCUGCGACGCUACCGACAGGCUGGACUGGGAUCAGGCGAUGGCUCCAGCAGCAGGCGAGGAGUGUCAAAAUUGGACUCGGCAGGGAUGCUGGUCUCUCAGGAGCGAGAGGCUUGGACUCGAGAGAAGGUCCGAAUGGAGAAAGCCUUACACCUUGCCCAGGCCCAGGUGGCCCGACUCAGGGGGGAGAUCAGGACCGACACCCUUCAAGAGAUAACUGGACCUGAGGCUGACAAUGCUGCACUGAAGAGGAUGUAUGGGAAGUACCUAAGGUCAGAAAGUUUCCGAAAAGCACUGAUCUACCAGAAGAAGUAUCUGCUGUUGCUGUUGGGAGGCUUCCAGGAGUGUGAGGAAGCUACACUGUCGCUCCUCUCCAGGAUGGGCAGCCGGCCGUCACUCUCCAGCUUGGAGUCCCUCAGCCAGCGCCGGCGGGGUCUGAUGCGCUUCCGCUCUGCCGUCCGAGUCUCUAUCGCCCUCUCCAGGAUGCGUUUCCUUGUGAAGCGUUGGCACAAGGCAACAGGGAUGAGCUCCACAAUCUCCUGCAGUGUCAACAAGAAUGGAGGAGGACAGACAUUAGGUACGGACGUGAGAGAAUCACCUUAUCUUCACCCAGGCAACGUGGACAUGUACAGGGAACGAGGAGGUGUAGGAGUAGGAGGAGGAGGAGGAGGAGGAGGAGGAGGAGGAGUCUCUAGCAGCAGGGGGCGAAGUGGACGUGAAUCACCAAGAUCGGCUGUCUCCUCCACACAACACAGGUUUCACAUGGCAGGAGACCAUGGCGCGCUCACAUGUUCCCACCUCCAAAGCUACGACCCUGACCGAGCGCUCACUGACUACAUCUCUAGACUGGAGGCUCUGCAGAGGAGGCUGGGGAGCGUGACAUCAGGUGCUUCUUCAUAUGCUCAAUUGCACUUUGGCUUGAGAAGAUAGAUGCUGAAAAGUGACUUUGGCUUGAAGAAACUCAGUUGCCUUUUCUCGUGCUGAGCGCUCUGCUGUUUUCUAUCGUUCUGGUGUGGACUGUAUCUUUCCAUGUGGACCAAAACACAUUUUUUUAUUAGUGUACGACAUGUUGUAUUCGGGCUUUUUGUCGCCAGCACUUGAAAAACAGCUAUGUUUGUAAUUUAAUCUGCCUCUUUGUUGUGGAUGAUCUACAAUCAUGUAUAUUUGUCUAAUGCUAAUUUAAAACCUUGUGAUUAAUUUAUAUGUUUAUGUUGUAUGGGUGGAGCGUUAUGUAAAGAAUGUUUGGGUUUAUCGUUAAGGAGGCUGCUACUGGAUAUUCUACACUACACUGUGUUUUGUUUAGGCCAGACAGACUACAGAGGACAUUUGUAGAGAACGUAUUUUUGUAAAGCAUUAGGAGCUUUGAAUUUUCUGGGUAUUUUGUCAAAAACUGAA